Molecule: messenger RNA, 1923 nt
Organism: Drepanopeziza brunnea f. sp. 'multigermtubi' MB_m1
Lineage: Eukaryota; Fungi; Ascomycota; Leotiomycetes; Helotiales; Drepanopezizaceae
Cellular component (GO): cytosol; nucleus
Molecular function (GO): thiamine pyrophosphate binding; pyruvate decarboxylase activity; magnesium ion binding
Source: RefSeq, a predicted model, not a curated record
AUGUCAACAAUCACUCUAGCCGAGUAUCUGUACACACGCCUUCAUCAAUUGAAAGUCCGCUCCCUUCAUGGUGUACCGGGAGACUACAAUCUGGUUGCUUUAGAUUACGUGGAGAAAGCUGGCUUGACAUGGGUUGGCAACUGCAAUGAACUCAAUGCAGGGUAUGCAGCAGAUGGGUAUGCGAGAGUGAAUGGGGUCGGCGCAAUGGCCACGGUCAUCGGGGUUGGAGAGUUAUCAGCCAUCAAUGCCUGUGCCGGCUCCUAUGCAGAAAAUGUCCCGGUGGUCUACAUCGUCGGGUCGCCAGCGACGGCUGCACGGAAGAACAGGCUCGUCCUCCAUCACACUCUCGGCGAUGGAGAAUUCGAUGUGUUCGCAGACAUGUUCAAGAGGGUUACGGUGGCACAAACCUAUCUUGACGAUAUCACCACCGCAGCUCAGGAGGUGGAUCGGGUGCUGGAGCAGUGCUGGAUCCAGAAGAGACCUGUAUACAUCCGGUUGCCAACGGACAUGGCGACGAAGCCGUUAGAUAAGACCCUUUUGGACAUCCCGUUGAACCUGGAGCCGGUUGCGAACAACGCUGAUGCCGAGCUUUCCGUGGUCGAAACCCUCCUCGAACUGAUCCAUUCGUCCAAGAGGCCGGUCUUCCUGGUUGACGCUAAUGUUUCCAGAUACAGAGUUCUGGAAGAGGUCGAUGCCCUCGUUCGCAAAUCCGGAAUCCCGACAUUUGUGGCACCAAUGGGCAAGGGUAACGUCACCGAAUCACUCGAGAACUUCAACGGCAUGUAUUUUGGCGCUCACUCAGAUGAGAGCAUAAGAAAGGCAGUGGAGACCUCGGAUCUAGUAGUGUGGAUUGGUCCCGUCAAAAGCGACGUCAACACAGCAUUUUUUACAGCCAAGCUUCCAGAGAGAAUCAUCGAGCUUCACAACGAUCGAAUCGAGAUACUUGGCACCAAACACGAGGGCAUGCAGAUGAGAGGGGUUCUCCAGAAGCUCGGUGCUCGUAUCGAGACGUCGCCGCCUCACUCGCCGAAACUUGGCGCGCUAAGCGAGAGCGGAUCAACAGCAUCACUUGCGGACAAGCAAGCACGGGAGCCAAUACUGCACGAUCACCUGUGGAAGAGACUCUCCUCAUGGUUCCAGCCAAACGACGUCAUCAUCACCGAGAACGGCACAGCCAACAUUGGAAUCUGGGACAGCAAGCUCCCCAGCGGCGUGCAGGCCAUCAACCAAACGCUCUGGGGCUCAAUCGGCUACACCGUCGGCGCCGCACAGGGAGCGGCCCUCGCUCUCAAGGAUGUCGGCUCGGAUGCUAGGACUAUCCUGUUCGUGGGAGAUGGCUCCUUCCAACUCACCGCGCAAGAAGUGUCGACCAUGAUCCGGCACAAGCUCAGCGUCACCAUCUUCCUGAUCGAGAACGAGGGGUACACCAUCGAGCGGUUCAUCCACGGCAUGGACGCCGAGUACAACGACAUCUCCGGGUGGAAGUACAAGGAGAUCCCGCGAGUUCUCGGGGCUCGAGAAGGUGAUGUCACGGUUCACGAUGUGAAGACGAAGCAGGAGCUGGAGGUCCUGCUGCUGAACGAGGAGUUUGCUCACGCGAAGAAUGUGCAGUUCGUGGAGCUGCACAUGCCAAAGGAGGAUGCGCCGUACAACUUGAAGCUUCAAAUCAAAUCAAACCUCCAAGUCAAAUCCACCAACCCACCAUACUUUCAUUCAUUCAUAAUUACUAAGGGCUACCAAGGUGAUGGUGGUGGGGAAAUACGUGGCGGUAUCGAGGGUCUGCUGUUUGCUGCUGCGGAUGUCGGGUUGGGGAGGAGGUUUGGUGGCUUGCUGGCUGCAGAGGUUGUUCCAGGCAGGCUGCUGCUGCUGCUGCUGAGUUGGUGGAUGGGAGGGCGAAAGAGAGGGGUCCGAAGUGAGAAGUGA